CUCCUUUGCCUCAGUUGGCAGUUAGUCCCGGCUGCCUGCCGCCGAGCCAUCAUUAAGCGAGGCGGGAGGUGUCCCCACGUCCGGGAGGUGUCCCCACGUCCGGUCCCGACUUCUGAGAAGUGGCAACAGACGUAGGCUUUGAGCGAGCCCAGCUACUAAUAUCGGAAGUCUUCACUUUGUCUGUGCCGGUCGGUUUCAGAGUCCGGUCCCGGAUCCGCUUAUGUCUUUAUACUAGCUCCCCACUCCCAUCAUCUCCUUUCCCUCCCCGCCAAUAGUCUGCAGAGGACCAAGCCCUGGCCCAAGUCAGGAGCCCGGAGCCAGCGGGAAUGGCCCCUGAGAGCUGCAGAGCCCCACCCCAGGGGUUGGUGACCUUCAAGGAUGUGGCUGUGGACUUUAGCCCUGAGGAGUGGGGUCUGUUGGACCCGGAUCAGAAAGAGCUGCACAAGGAGGUCAUGCUGGAGAAUGCCGAGAACUUGCUCUCCCUGGGACUUCCAGUUCCCAGAGAAGAUUUCUUCCAUGUGGAGAGAGGAGGCCUGAGGAACUCCUAUCCUGAUGCAGAGACAAGGUUUGGUAUGAAGGAGAUGAGUACAAAUCUGGAAAUGAUCUCAUGGAAUGACCUUUUUCAGUAUCAUGAAUACAGGGCUGUUUUUGCCAACCACAAAAGAAAACACAUUGGAGAGGAAGGUUGUGAAUGGAAUAGACACAAAAAAGCUUUAAGAAAGAGUUCUAGUGUUGCUGAAGAUAAGAAUAUACAUUGUGAAGAGAAACCACUUGAGUGUCAUAGAUGUGAUGAAGCUUUUCUUUUACUCUCUUCCCUUGCCAAGUACCAGAAAAUCCAUGCUGGAGAGAAACCUUAUGAAUGUAACAAACAUGGAAAGACUUUGAGAGAGCAAUCUAUUCUUGCUAAACCUGAGAGAAUUCACCUAGAAAAACAAUCUUAUGUAUGUAAUCAAUGUGGAAAGGAUUUCCAAUAUUGUUCCAAAUUGGCUCAACAUCAGAGAAUCCACACUGGAGAGAAGCCUUAUGAAUGUAAUCAAUGUGGAAAGACUUUCACAUCUCAUUCUAGUCUUACUUCCCAUCAGAGAAUCCACACUGGAGAGAAGCCUUAUAAAUGUAGUGAAUGUGGAAAGGGUUUCACACAAUAUUCCAGUCUUGCUGUCCAUUGGAGAAUCCACACUGGAGAGAAGCCUUAUGAAUGUAAUGAAUGUGGAAAGGCUUUUACACAAUAUUCCAGUCUUGCUGUCCAUUGGAGAAUCCACACUGGAGAGAAGCCUUAUGAAUGUAAUGAAUGUGGGAAGACUUUCACACAGUGUUCCAGUCUUGCUGUCCAUCAGAGAAUCCACACUGGAGAGAAGCCUUUUGAAUGUAGUGAAUGUGGAAAGACUUUCGCAAAGCGCUCCUAUCUUGAUGAACAUCAGAGAAUGCACAAUGGAGAGAAGCCUUAUGAAUGUAACAAAUGUGGAAAGACUUUCACAUCUCACUCUAGUCUUACUGUCCAUCAAAGAAUCCACACUGGAGAGAAGCCUUAUGAGUGUAGUGAAUGUGGAAAGGCUUUCAUAAGUAGCUCCAAGCUUACUUCCCAUCAGAGAAUCCACACUGGAGAGAAGCCUUAUAAAUGUAGUGAAUGUGGAAAGGAUUUCCUAAAUGGCUCCAGUCUUACUUCCCAUCAGAGAAUCCACAGUGGAGAGAAGCCUUAUAAAUGUAGUGAAUGUGGAAAGGAUUUCAUAAAUGUCUCCAGUCUUACUUCCCAUCAGAGAAUCCACAGUAGAGAGAAGCCUUAUGAAUGUGAUGAAUGUGGAAAGGCUUUCAAACACACAAACAGUCUCAGAGAACAUCAGAGAAUCCACACUGGAGAGAAGCCUUAUGAAUGUAAUGAAUGUGGAAAGGCUUUCACAAAACUCUCCCAUCUUGAUGUACAUCAGAGAAUGCACAAUGGAGAGAAGCCUUAUGAAUGUAGUGAAUGUGGAAAGGCUUUCACAUCUCACUCUAGUCUUACUGUCCAUCAGAGAAUCCACACUGGAGAAAAGCCUUAUGAAUGUAGUGAAUGUGGUAAGGCUUUCAUAAGUAGCUCCAGGCUUACUUCCCAUCAGAGAAUCCACAGUGGAGAGAAGCCUUAUAAAUGUAGUGAAUGUGAAAAGACUUUCAUUGAUGGCCCCAGCCUUGCUAAACAUCACAGUGUCCACACUGGAGAGAAGCCUUAUGAAUGUAAUGAAUGUGGAAAGACUUUCACAUCUCACUCUAAUCUUACUUCCCAUCAGAGAAUCCACAGUGGAGAGAAGCCUUAUGAAUGUAAUGAAUGUGGAAAGGCUUUCAAACACACAAACAGUCUCACAGAACAUCAGAGAAUCCACACUGGAGAGAAGCCUUAUGAAUGUAAUGAAUGUGGAAAGACUUUCAUAAGUAGCUCCAUCCUUGGUAAACAUCAGAGAAUCCACACUGGAGAAAAGCCUUACAAAUGUAAUGAAUGUGGAAGGGCUUUCACACAAUAUUCCAGUCUUACUGUCCAUUGGAGAAUCCACACUGGAGAGAAGCCUUAUGAAUGUAGUGAAUGUGGUAAGGCUUUCAUAAGUAGCUCCAAGCUUACUUCCCAUCAGAGAAUCCACAGUGGAGAGAAGCCUUAUAAAUGUAGUGAAUGUGGAAAGGAUUUCACAAAUGGCUCCAGUCUUACUUCCCAUCAGAGAAUCCACAGUGGAGAGAAGCCUUAUAAAUGUAGUGAAUGUGGAAAGGAUUUCAUAAAUGGCUCCAGUCUUACUUCCCAUCAGAGAAUCCAUAGUGGAGAGAAGCUUUAUGAAUGUAAUGAAUGUGAAAAGGUUUUCAAACACACAAACAGUCUCAGAGAACAUCAGAGAAUCCACACUGGAGAGAAGCCUUAUGAAUGUAAUGACUGUGGAAAGACUUUCAUAUAUCGCUCCAUCCUUGCUAGACAUCAGAGACUCCACACUGGAGAGAAGCCUUAUGAAUGUAAUGAAUGUGGAAAGACUUUCAUAUAUCGCUCCAUCCUUGCUAAACAUCAGAGAAUCCAUACUGGAGAAAAGCCUUAUAAAUGUAAUGAAUGUGGAAAGGCUUUCACGCAAUAUUCCAGUCUUGCUGUCCAUUCUUGGAGAAUCCACACUGGAGAGAAGCCUUAUGAAUGUAGUUAAUGCGGAAAGGCACCACAGUCUUAGUAAACAUGAGAAAAUCCACAUUGGACAGAAACCUCGUGAAUGUGGAAACUUUCAGGCAGAGUUCAAAUCUUGCUUAAUAACAGUGCAUAUUAGAGAAAAACUUUUGAGUGUCUGGAUCAUGGUAAAGUUUUUCAUAUAGAUUAUUCUGGGAACUAGACUAGACAUGGGAGAUCCCACACUACAUAUAAAACUUCAUUCAUAUAAUCCAUGUGGAAAAACAUUCAGGCUUACUUCAUUCUGUUCUCGAUCAAUAAUUUUCCUCUUCAUUCUCUUGUUUAUUCCCAAAUUCUUUGGCUUUCCAUCUGUGUGAUAAGUAAUGUGUUCCAUGUUUCAAUAUUAUUUAAAAUAGCUCCAUUUUGAAUUAAUUUGUUAAAUUGUGUUCAGUCAGUUUGAGGGCAAGUGAGGCCUUUUCAGAAAACUGACCCCCAAGAAGAGUACCAUAGUUUAGGGCUACAGUUUCAGAAAAACUCCUUGUACCCUUGCUUAGUUUUGCACAAACCACUUUGCCACAUCAGCAGGCUUUGAAAUAUAUAGUUACUGUUCUAGAGAUAGAACAGAAAGGUCCUGAGCCCCCAUCCUGAGUUCUCACAGCCGUUGACCAGAGGGAAAACUUGAGCCGAUGUGAAUCUUCUGCCUAAAAAGGGACAAAGUGGGACUAUAAGGUCUAAGUAUUGGUGGCGUGGACAUAUUUUUCCUGGCCAGGGAAUAUAAAAACAAUUUCCUCACUCAUCAUCAUUGUGCAUGUUCAAAAAUUUGGACUUUCUCGGAAUUUGGAAAGACUAGGGGUCAUGUUUUGUUUCUCCUCACAAGUCAAAUUAACACUAGGAAAACAUCUAGGAGCACUGGUAGCUAAAAGCUGUAAAGAUACAAUCUUAUAUAUAUUUACAAUAUGUCAGUUAUAUCUUUUUCCUCCCAAACUAUCAGUAUUAUUUACAACUAUCAGGGUCAAGUUAUCAUACCAAGUGACAUGUUUAACCAUAGGAGGGGUAAGGCACAUAAGUCCAAUGCAAUCUUUUUACCAUCCUGUAGGCAACUGUAAUAGACAUUACCAGGAGAGAGAUCAAUGUCCUAACCCCCUUCUCCUAACCCAAGAGGUCUUGCUUUCAUCUUCCCAUCAUUUCUUUUUUUGGAGAUUUCCCUGCAUCCUCAGGGCCCUCAUCUUCUUGGCUAGUGUGUUGAUAAAUGCAGAUGUUUCUCUCUGGGACCUAGACCAGUUCUGCCUUUUCUGGAAGAAUACAAGUAUAACUUCAACCCUAUAUUAGUAAUGUGGCUGGACCAGUCCAAUGACCCAUUAUUGGAUAUUUUCACAUGCAGCAAAAAAAAAAAAAAAAAAAAAAAAAGAUUCAUCCCUGAAUGUUCACUCCUUAUGUUCAUAUCUGAAUAAAUGUCUCUCUCUCUUUUUUUUUUAUUAUAGCUUUUUGUUUACAAGUUGUAUGCAUGGGUAAUUUUACAGCACUGACAAUUGCCAAACCUUUUCUUCCAAUUUUUCCCCUCCUUCCCCCCAUUCCCUUCCCCCAAUGUCAGGUUGACCAAUGCAUGUUAGGUAUGUUAAAGCAUAUAUGUCCUAACAGUUAUUUUGCUGUAAAAAAAGAAUUGGAGUUUGAAAUAGUGUACUAUUACCUGUGAAGGAAAUCAAAAAUACAGGCGGACAAAAAUAGAGGGAUUGGGAAUUCUAUGUAAUGGUUCAUAGUCAUCUCCCAGAGUUCUUUUGCUGGGUAUAGCUGGGUUAGUUUAUUAUUGCUCUAUUUUAACUGAUUUGGUUCAUCUCAUUGUUGACGAGGGCCAGGUCCAUCAGAAUUGAUCAUCAAAUAGUAUUGUUGUUGAAAUAUAUAAUGAUGUCCUGGUCCUGCUCAUUUCCCUCAGCAUCAGUUCAUGUAAGUCUCCCCAGGCCUUUCUGAAAUCCUCCUGCUGGUCAUUUCUUAACAGAACAGUAAUAUUCCAUAACAUUCAUAUACCACAAUUUACCUAGCCAUUCUCCAAUUGAUGGGCAGCCACUCAGUUUCCAGUUUCUAGCCACUACAAAUAGGGCUGCCACAAACAUUCGUGCACAUACAGGUCCCUUUCCCUUCUUUAGUAUCUCUUUGGGAUAUAAGCCCAGUAGUAACACUGCUGGAUCUAAGGGUAUGCACAAUUUGAUAACUUUUUGAGCAUAGUUCCAAAUUACUCUCCAGAAUGGCUGGAUGUUGAAUAAAUGUCUUUAUGUUCAACAUUUUGUUUUCUGAUACUUAAUAAACAAUAACCAAAGAUUAAAAGUUUAGAAAUAGAUAAUAAAAAAAUUCCAAAUUGCAUAUUGCCUGGGAAAAACGAUGUUCAGUUAUUAAACAUGUUUAAAGAGACAAAGUCAUAGCGUACUAUAGUCAGAAUCACUUUAAACAAUGGUAACAGAGGCAGCUAGAUGGUGCAGUGAAUAGAGUACCAGUCCUGAAGUCAGGAGGAUGGGAGUUCAAAUCUUACCUCAGACACUUAACACUUCCCAGCUGUGUGACCCUGGGCAAGACACUUGACUACCAUUGCCUCUGCAGAAAACCAAAAACCAACAAUGAGAACACACCUGCACUGUGUACUUACUCCUGAAAGAAUAUUGAGGGGUUGAGCAAUAUGGCUAGUUGGGAGGAUUAUUGCUAAGAUUUCAAUCUUCUGUGAUGGUGUAGUCAGUUUGUAUGAAAUUACAUAUUUAAAUAGUAUCUUGAUUGCCCUGAAAUAAAGCCAUCUGUAAAUGUAA
This is a messenger RNA of Antechinus flavipes (yellow-footed antechinus), 5886 nucleotides long. RefSeq names its product zinc finger protein 420-like. Bases 327 to 3140 code for a protein of 937 amino acids. Gene Ontology annotation, molecular function: RNA polymerase II cis-regulatory region sequence-specific DNA binding; DNA-binding transcription factor activity, RNA polymerase II-specific. The record is from RefSeq and is a predicted model, not a curated record. Lineage: Eukaryota; Metazoa; Chordata; Mammalia; Dasyuromorphia; Dasyuridae. The transcript has 5 exons. Gene Ontology annotation, biological process: regulation of transcription by RNA polymerase II.